ACCCUAGAACAUGUAAUAAGAUGACAAUUCGUCAGGUGUUGCUGUUUAAGAAAAGCAUUUUCUUGUCCACUGUCCGCUUAUUCAAAGUUUCAUAGACGAGCCAGGGAAGCCGAAACUUUUUGCGUCCCUAAUUAGUAUUGCCUUCACAUUUGCCUAGUAAUUACCUGUUGCGUGCACGUGUUUAUCAUGUUUGUGAUCGCAAGAUGCUCAUAACUGUUACGAUCAUUAAACUGAACAGAGAUAAUCUAUGGUAGCUGCAUUUUACGUCGUUAUUUGACUUCCUUCUGGUAGGGGAAUUUUGUCGGUAAAGCUGUUUAUUUCUUCGCCUAAUCUGUGUGACUGUAGUUAUUGGCGAAUACACGUUACCGCUGAUCGUUGUUUAGAAAGCCUGCGAAUAUUUUGCAUUAUUAUCGCUGGUACUGACAGUCUUGUGUAAAUAUGCAAACAAAUGAAAUUGACGACUAGACGUAUUUGGGCAAAAUUAAAUAUCGUUAAGAGAACUGUCUGUAUUGGUACCAAUACUACACUGCAAGAGUCUUCGCCAUUCCUCUCGCAACGUCUAGCUUAUCAAAAAGGGAUCUCGUGAUAGGUAUUUUACAAUCACGUGCAUUGCUCUAUUGUUUGCAUCAUCACAAAUUUGCCUUGGCAGCCGGUAUACAAAGAAGGUAAGAAAGUUCAGUUUUGUGUUUAUGUUUGUUUCGUUAAGCUCUAAGCCUCGUGAAAGCUUUCCUUCGCCUCACCAGAAAUUGUCACCAUCGUAAAGACGUUGCCCAAAUGUUCCAAUUCAAACAAGGAUUUGAUCUAGUUACUGCUCAGUUUCGUUUCAACAAUCAUUUUGUGACCUAUUUCAGUCCUGUAUUGAAUUUCAUCGUAAUAUUAGUGAUAACCUUUUGAUAUUAUGAACUUUUCUUGGAAAGUAAGAUCAUACCCUUGUUUUGGUUUAUAUUUUCCUGGGGUUUUUUCAAUUUGGAACAGUCGUUUGUGUAAAAUUAAUACGUACAUUAAUGUUUCUUACUCUAUACUGUCUCUAUACUUUUCGUUACAGAAAGUCUUGAUAAAUCUGUUAUAGGAACCAAGUGAGGGGUGCACAGAGAAGGGCACCUAUUAAAGGAAACCUCAUUGAAGUCACCUAUUGUAGGGAACCUAUUGAAUAGACACUUAUGGGAGGGCACUUAUUGAAGGGCAACUACUUGAUAUUUUUCCAUCUUUUGAAAAGUAAAUUUAAAGGUGGUCUGAAAAUUUCCCCUAUCUAUUUUCAGCAUCUUAAAAACUGAAAGAGACUGACUCGACUCGCCUAUCAACGGUUAUAACCCAAGUCGUAACUACUAUGGUAUUUAUUUAGGGCUCGUGUCCCUCCUAGAAUUUCAAAAUUCUUUGUUUUUGACAAGCUCAAAACCUUUUAUUGAAGCAGUUAUUAUUUUUUCCUUCCUGUUUGAUUUAAAUGCAAUUUUUCAUUGCUUUUUAUGUAUAGUUUCCCGCAAAUAAUUUCCCAAAAUCGCUAAAGUUGUGUAAAUAGUUGAAUCUGCAUUUCAAUUAAUCUAAGUUCAUAUGCAAAUUCAAUUAAAUCAGAUUGGCUGAGAUAUGGCCACAUUAGCACAUGCGCUUCCCCCACCUAAUCACAGUAAUCUGGUCUUUGUUCAUAACUUUAUAAACAGAGCCAAAGUAUCAGUGAUCCGUUAGUAAACUUCAAAUCUUCUAUUGGCCAUAGCUCACCCGAAUUUUGAAAUAUUUAACUGAUUUUGAUAUCAAAGAGUAUUUCAAUGGAAGGUUAUGGAGUCAAAAUUCAAAAAUUCUAAAAGCAUUUUUUGAUGUUUCACUUAAGAACUCUAUUGGGUGUCGUUGCUGAAUACUGCGAGAAAAUAUUACAUUUUCGAUAAAAGAAACAUGAAUUUGUGCAGUUUGGUGCUUUAUCUAAAUAAUCAGAUAUUAUCAAACCUUUUUGAGAACAUUGAAGGGGAUGAAAAAUAAUUUGACAAGUCACCCAUUCCUUCAAUAUUACAUUGAAAUAGCAAGCUGUUUUCGACGGAAUGUCAUAUUAAAGAAAGGUGCCGUAUUUCCAUCUAUACGAGGACCUGUUGGAUACCAAUGAUGUUGCUAUAAAUAUUUUUUAUUAGAAAUGUAACACAAAAAGUGCCUACCAGUCCUUUGACUGGCUACUGCAUGUCUUUGCUGAAGAGAACCAUUUAUUAAAGUUUUAACUGAUGUCGGCGAAGCAAUUACCAUGAAACAACCGAUUAGUUGAUUGAUAUUCGUCAAUAUGCAAAGGCUCUCUGAUAUACUUCCGAAUUAUCAAGUAGUAAUUAGGUUCAGGUGUUGAGAAUAAUACCACAUGCUUCACACACACAACUAACUCCCAUGCAAUAUUGGUGAUAUAGGUUGUAUUUAAAUCCAUUACAAUUUCGGCCAAAAAUGUACAAGCAUCAAAUCCUUUUAUUGCUAACUCUGUGCUUCUUGAUUAAGGAAUGCUUUACCAUUAUACUUUGACAUAUCCACAAUAACGUAGUUCAAUGCUGUGACGUCCUGAAAACAUUUCACCAAUGACCUUCGAAGUCUUUUGUCCUUGACGCAAUAUAAAUAGCAACCAAUUUUGUCUGGAAAAAUCGUCAUUUUGCUGCAACCAAUGACGAAUUUUUUUAACAUAGUUUUUUCAAUCUGUUUGUGGUAUCUAAUGUUUUUCUUUAGUAUUUCCGCCACUUUUCCUAGCAGGUUUCUUCUUUGAACCGACUAAAUUUCCAAGCAUAUUUUUAGUUGGAGUGAGUCCAUGUCUGUAGAAAUGUCUAGUUAAACAGGAAUGGAGACAGAAUGUCACCUUGUCGUACCUCAACUUGUACUUCUGUUUCAUUUGCAUUAUAUCUUUUGACUCUUUACUGGAAUUCAAUGGGAGCUUAUGAAACUGAUUCUUAACACUUUUGCUAUUUUCAGACAGUUGAUGACAAUUGAUUACUGUUUGCUAUUUGUAGACAAAAAGAAAGAAUAUGGCUUCAUCAUUGUGCUCAUUCCAUUGUAUCUAUUGCAAUGUGUCAACAAUUGCUUGUUUUUCCUUAUGACAUUUCAAUUGGAUUUCAUGAGCGAGCAAAAUAUUCUACAUACAAUCCUUAUCAAAAGUCUUGUUACACUAAGCUAAAAUUUUGCAUAACUUCAGUAGCAUCCCCCUCGACCCCUUGAAACAAUGUUGAAUAACAACAGUUUCAAAGCUUGAAAUUCAACGAGUGUAACUCUUUCAGCUAGAGUAAGUGAGAGGCUUUUCAACCAACAUUGCUUUGGGGGAGGGGGAUAUUUCUGUAUCUAACGGCCGGAACCUUUUUUUUUCAUCAAAAUCUUUCAUUGACCGCUGUGUGUUCCAAGGAAUUUUGGCAAGGAUUGUAGUUAUAAACAAGAACUGUUUAUUCUGUUUCCACAUUGUCGUUUUUAGCUGCCAAUUCAGCUUUGUCUUCAAGCAAUUUUUUAGUAACUCAUUCCUAGAAAAUCUAGUAUUUGCAUGGAAUGUGUAAAUGAGCUGGUGUUCCCCAUAACUCUUGUAAUCAUUGAAUUACAGAAUGAAUCACGAAUUCUUCCGGUGUCGUCAAAUUGUUGUCACGAACAGAUCUUUAUUGAUUUCUACUUGUUUCUCUCAGCACGGAUGCGGUUUCAUUUUUUCUUUGAAAGAUAAUUCUUCUAGUAAUCAUUUGAAAUGUUUAUAAGCACCUGUUACUUGCAGUCAAUACCGGUCUCACAAAUUAGACAAAAGCUGGUCUCUCAAUUAGCAGUCUGAUCGCCGUUGACAACAUUCCUAAACUGGUAUCAGUGUUAAUAGAAGUUAGCGGUAAAUAAGAUUGAUUUCAAGAAGGUAUUCCCAGUUUGCAAGCAAGUUCCAAACUAAAUCUCCUCCAUCUCGUAUACCGACAUAUGAUAAAUGCAAGAUAGUCCAUCAAGUCACUUGCUGAUUUUUUAUAUUACCCCAACCCACUACCAUCCCCCUAAGCGCUUCUCCAAGACAAAUCUCUAUGCUAACAAAUUGCUUAAAAUACCGACCAAUAAGAAAACACCCCCAUGUUACUACAUGUAUCUUAAUGAUAUAUUUCUACAUGUAUCAUAUUAUUAUCUCCAUUCACUAAGCAGGUUGAAUUUUUUAUACAGGGAUAGAUAAGCCUGUGGGGCCCCGUGGGCACAUGCCCCCACUCUUUACAACACAUACAAAGGUACCCAUGGAGUCAAAAUGUUCCUUUCUUGAAAAUGCGAGCUAAAAUUGUUGUGCCUCACUACUGUUCAUAUGCUUUCUACUCCCUUGCAAAAAUGCCUGCUAAUUUCUUUCUUUGUGGAUGAUGGUGUUCAGGUAAAAACGUACUAAUUGUGCUUUUAUCGCGUAAAUCAGAGUUUUUUGGAAGACGUGAUAAGGAAGGCGUUCCUUCAAGAUCAGAGCAGUUCAGCCGGAUGCUGAACACAUUUACCCGUCGCUUAUUCAAACACCCUGGAAGAAUUGUGAUUGCGUGUAAGAAAGGUCCGGCGCAUUCAAGAUGCCUGCCGAUGCCUGCCGAUGCCUGAUGCCAAUUAAAUUGGCUACGCUUGUAAUAGGGGUUUUUGCAUCAAUUUCUGUACCAUUUCGUUGUCAUAAGUGCAUGCAAUAUAUGUUGAUGUCUGCAGCUUCCAUGAGUUUAUUUUGAAUGUCACAAAAACUUGCUAUGAUAAGGUCUAUUGUGGUCAUAUUGUUAGGUGCAGACUAGAUAUUGAAUGUUAAAUAGGUAUGGGGAAAGGUGCAUUAAUUUGAUUGAAGUAUUUGGUCAUAAAUUUCCUUGAGCUGUUUAAAUAACACUACUUUUUGGAUAAAUCUUGGUUUGUAGCUCCCGAUCUUUUGUUUUCUGGGCAAUUAACAUUAAAGUUGUAUGCAAGGUAUUAUAUAACAGAAUUUUUCUCAGACCUUCUCCUGACCCUUUCAGUUUUGCUGACAGGACCCCUUUCAAAGGUUUUAACUCAUGAAAAUGUAUAGAAAAGUGGCGAAAUCAGCAAACAAACCUUUUUGUCUUCUUAGAUUAUGUGCAAAAAAACCAUUGAUGAAUACGGAUGAGAUGUCGAUUGUAAUGGAGGAAACACUUAACCUGUUGUUUCUUGGCCCUCGAAAGUUAGGAUAUACCUCUCCCAUCCCCUACCUAUAGCAGCAUAAGUCCCUCAACCGCCUCUCUCAGACACACAACCCCUCUGUUCACCGCCCUCCUCACAUCAUAGUUGAUAUAGUGUGCUCACACAGACACCAUAUCGCAUGCUUAUAUGAGCUGAAUGUCUUUAUUGACGAUUCAGAGGUGAAUAACUUUUUCCGAGGGGCAUUUCACUUCCAAAGAUCCCGUACACCUCCUCUGAAAAUCCAAAAAAAUCCUUAAAUCCACAAAAAAUCCUUUAGAAAUCCAAAAAUCCCUGGAAAUCUUUAUGUGAUCCUAAUGCUAUUCAAAUCUUUCAAACUUUCCAUUAACUACGAUUUUUUGCAAAUCUUAGUAAUAGUUUGGAAGAUGUAUUAAAAAGUCAGCUAAAGAGUGCAAUAACUUCAACAAUGGCCAAAUUAAUACAGCAGAGACAGAUCAGGGCGCUAGUAUUGCUGAUCACACCAAAUCUAUUGAUCCCACUAAGCAAUAUAUAUUUGUCUUCCAUGGCAGAUGUAAACAUUUUGUCAACUUUCGUUUUUGCCUUUGAGCUUGAGCACAGGCACCGCGAAGUGUUGAGAAAAGUGGGGGGAUCUAAAAAAAGUAGGGCUAAAACCGAAUGAUAUGAGGCUUUACUGGUCGUUCGCUUCAAAAUAAUAUACAUUUUUCGCUAAAGCCCCCCAGCCCCCUUCUCCACGGUGCUUGGAGCAUCGAUUUCCUUUUUGUGCCAUAACGGAGCAUUAUAUUCCAUAUUUUUUGAAGAAUUUCCUUAUUCUACAAAUCACUUUGAAUCGUGAUUUCACAACUACUAAACAUCAGCUUAUCAUAAAGGAAUAUUGUGGAAGUAUUUAAUGGCUACAGAGGGGUUGGCCUAAAAUUCUUUGCACUUCUAGCCCUUUCCAGUUAACAAUAAUAGCAGAUCCCUAAAUUUCAUAAAUUCGGGGUGAGGGAGCAAAACAAGAGAUUUAAAAUUGUUGGGAAGCGCCCAACAAUUUGAUGCAAAACUUCAUUUACACUCGAUACGCUGAAGUUUCUCUUACAAUACACACAAUGAAUUGCAUUUUUAUAGUGUUCCUAGGUGAUGACGUCACAAAAAUCUAUUUUCAGAAUAUUUGAAUUUGGAUCCCAUAAUCCGAAAGAGCAUCAUAAAGCUCCUCUAUAUGUGCAAAAUCAGCGAGAUAUGUUACGAAGUGGCUGAGGAAUGGCCACAUUAGCGCAGUCUGAUCUUCUGUUAAACUCUCUAAUUUCCUUUCUGUUCAAACUUUGUAAUCUGCUAGAAAAAUUUCUAAUCUUUUUGGCCAAAUAUCACCAGAUUGUUUACAUAUAUAACCAAUUUUGCAUUUUCAAAAGCAUUUCAGGAUGCUCUUUUAGGUAAUGUGGUCAAAAUUCAAACAUUCUAAAGAUGGAUUUUUAUGACGUCACACCCCAGAACUCUACUAUGUUUUAAAAACGUUGGAGUCGUAUUUAGUGGAGUCAUCUCGGCUUCGAUUUCAUUUACUUAAAAGUAUUACUGACUAGUUUACGAAACAUUAUUUUCACAUUUUCAAAGAUAUUUAAGAAUAGAAUAUUUUACAUCCAUUUAAAGUCCCUGGAAAUUUUUAGGAAUUUCCAAUAAAUCCGGAAAUCUCUGUCAAAUCUUUUCAGAAAUCGGGAAGUCCCAAUAAGGACUUAAGCAUUCCCAAAAGUCUCAUACGCUUUUUUAGGUAGUGAAAUGCCCCUCGUACCUUGCCACAUGCUUCUUUCUGAUUGCUUAUCAUCUUUUUGGAAGCAGAAAUCUGGUAUUUGCUAUCUACGUGGAGUCAAGUAAUGCUGCUAAGUGAAACAGACAAACAUAUUAUGUAAACGAAUUUGCGACCAGCAACGUAUUGACUGGUAGCCAUCAUCUACAUAAAUAUCUUCUAGACUAUAUGAGUAAUUAAUGUAUAAAGAUCGUCACUAGGUACCAGCUAUUUUAAAGAUUUGGCGACAUAUCUCGUUUACAUGUAAGCAUGGGCUAGAAUAGAUUUAUUCAGCUGUUCCUAGGAUAAAUACGAAAACAUCAGGUAGAUCAACAAAGCAGAAUCGUUUUUCGCCUCUUCAGGCUUGCAAAUCUAUAGCUACGUCCUUUAACUUCUGAUCUCUGGCUUUUGAUAACUCGUGUAAUCCGUUCUUUUGAGAUCUUUAACACCAAGAAUAAUGCAAUUCAUCAGAAAAGUCAUCAAUGUGGACAAGGCCUAAGUAACACGGUUCUGUGAUUUCUAAGAAGUAAGCUACUGGUUGAACACUGCACGAAUCAUGCCCUGAUUGGUUGAUUUACUUAGAAAAACAUGCGCAGAAAUUAACAGCUGUCUGCGCAUUUAUUGUGGUCGCCAGUCGAGGGUGUCAACAUGCAGAUCUCGGCACACUAGCAUGCGAAUGAAUUUGACAACAGAGAAUGCUCUGAUCACGAACUUCGCUAGGCCCAGCGGCUAGAAACUGGCGGUUCAUGAAUAAUUUGUCUUUAAUGUUUAUGGAGAAACCUUUCCUGCGGCAAGAAAGUGACAAAUGGAAAGGAAUGUUUGGCCCUUCGACCUCAACUAUGAGCAUAGUUGUUGAACUCCUAUGCUAUACAACGUGUUAUCGACAGGGCGGCGAUGCCGAGAAGUUUGCACGUAGGGCAAUAGAAUCACUUGUAAAGAAACUGAGAAAGAAAAGUGAUGAACUGGAAAGCCUCGUGGCCGCCAUCACAACGAAGGGAAGGCAACCAACGAAAUGCGUGACCAUACCACGAACCCUUGACGGCAGACUUCAGGUCUGCGAGAGAAAAGGAUUUCCUCAUGUGAUAUAUGCGCGACUCUUCAGAUGGCCUGAUAUCCACAAAAUGGAACUUCGACACUUAGAUUGUUGUCAGUUUGCAUUUGAUUUGAAGUAUGACGUCGUAUGUGUCAACCCUUACCAUUAUGACAGGAUAUCAUCUACCCAAGCAUCAGAUGCCGGAAUGAUGCACCCAAACAUGCAAUCGAAAUGCAUGAAAUGUCUCCCCAUGGAAUCCAUCGAGCACCAAGUGCAUCCACAUUAUCACCCAGCCUAUUUUUGCGUAUCCAAAAUGAAUGGUGCUCCACAGGAAUCCCCUCUGCUCUCUGCACUUGCUAUUUCGUACCCGCCUCGAAUACCUUGCGCUGCAGAUCCUUUUCCAAUAAUCGUGCAGCAUUUGCUGUGGCAUACGUCUUUGCACCAGCAAGGCAUGGAAGCAGACACAUUUGCGCGAAGAGCUGUCGAAUCACUGGUCAAAAAGUUAAAGAAGAGAUACAAUGAGCUGGACGCACUUAUCACUGCAGUUGCCUCCAAGGGAUCAAUACCAUCAAAAUGUGUAACGUUACCAAGAACGCUGGAUGGAAGACUUCAGGUUGGAGAACGCAAAGACUUCCCCCAUGUCAUUUACGCACGGCUAUGGAGGUGGCCAGAUGUGCAUAAAAUGGAACUCAAACACUUGGAAUCUUGUCAAUUUGGAUUUGAUAUUAAAGAUGAAAAUAUCUGUGUCAAUCCAUAUCAUUAUCAAAGGGUAAACCCGCCAGACUGGUUUAAUAUUGCAUCAGACGAACUAACUCCGGCAAAUCGUGAUGAUCGAAAUCCACAAGACCCCAGUGUACCGUCUUACUACCAAAGACGAGGCUCAGCAUCUCGAAUACCAGAACAGACGUCAACUUAUCAUAUCGAAAGAACGCGUCACAAUUCAGGCUCCAAGAACUCUGACACUCCUAGGCCAGAAACAAUUUCACACACCGAGGGUCAAUCUAGUUUAAAAAGAUCUUCUGACAGAGGAAAGAAGACGAAAAAAGACGUUAAAAGAAAACGAGAUGAUUUAGUAAAAGAAGAGAGUCCCGAACCCAGUAUAGAAGUUGAUGUUGUGGAUGUUGCUUGUUCAGGAGAGACAUCACCUAUCAGGAGUGAAUCGGUAGCAAGCAGUGCAAGCAAUGUUUUUGAUCAGGCUUGGGGCAAGAGAUGUGUGUUUUGCAACCUAGGUCAAGACAACAUAUAUUUCCCAGUUGGAUUUAAUCGUUAUGGACCUAUUGUUGUAAAAACAAGAAGAAAAAGCGACUCAAAUGGCGAUAUUUUUAGGCCUUAUCUUCAUUGUGAGAGUUCUUCAUCUACCAGAAAGGCUUCCCCUGAGAAGGAAGAAAUAGUUGAUACAGAAUCUAACACUUUAGGGACUGGGCAUAAUGAGAGUUGCUCUAUAGCUGACUUAGUAGAUAGAUAUGGUAUAUUUUGGGCUCACGAUGCCUGUUUGCUGUGGAGCAGAAGUCGAUCGAAAAGCAUCGAGAAUGAUUAUGCUGACAAUAUCGAAGAAAAUUUAUGUCAGGUUUGUCAUCAUUGUGGCAAGUUGGGUGCCAGCAUCACAUGUCAGGCAGCUGGAUGUUCUAGAAACUUUCAUCUACCUUGUUCUGUGAUCAGUGGCUGCUAUCAGGACCUUCAUACGAUGGUAUUAUAUUGUCAAAGACACCUUGAGCGAGCACGAGAUAAAGCAUGCUGUAAAGUUUGCAAGACUUCUGGAGAUAUUUCAUCUCUCAUUCUGUGCACGAUUUGUCAAUAUCACAUUCAUACAAGUUGCUUGUCAAAAGAUACAAUGGUCAGUCCAAUGAAAAGGUUGACGUGGAAAUGUGAAACUUGCUCAUUAUGUCAGAUUUGUAGAAAAACUGACCCAGAAGAUGGAAUAAAAUCUUGUUCGAGAUGCUUGAAAAGUUACCACAGGCAGUGUAUCUCCUCCGAUGGUUCCAGCAGCAUGGAUUCCGAUCCUAGGUGGAUCUGUAAAAACUGCAAGUUAGAACUUACACAAGAACAUGAUAUGGAAAGAAAGCCAUCGAUAAACAAUCCUUGCGUCACCUAUUCCCCUGAAUCUUCUCCUACCCCGUCAAAUGGUUCACGUGAGCUGAAUUCUGUAUCACCUUCUGCGAGUAGUUUGAAUUCGAAAGAUGCUAUCGAAGUUGAAUCACGCAAUUCGAAAUGCUCGGUAUGUGAGCAAGACGUCACCGGAAGAAAGAUUGAAGAAGAUGCUUUGGUGUGCCGAUUUUGCUCUAGCCUUGUUCAUGUGGCUUGCGAUCAUGUUCCGGUUGAAUUAAUCGACUUGUUAAGAGAUAAGAGAUAUAGUUGUCCAUCAUGUAGAAGAAUUAAUGGUCUGAAGAAAAUUGGUAGAUCCCAGGUAACUCAUCUAACAAAAAGUGGCAGCAACGAAUCCAAGUCUCUCCAAGACGUCUUGCCAAGUGGAGCAGAAACGACAAGUAGUACAAUACCAUCCAGCUCAGGUAAACUAUUCGAUGCUGAAUCACCUCUAACGGCUGCCUUGAUAAUAACGGAACCAAUUACAUGGUCGCGAUUGAAAGUUGUCUAUUCGUUUGAAUAUGAUAGAACUCCACAUUAACAACGUUUUAAUCAUUAUUGAUAAUUCUGUAGUUAGAAAUGAGUUACGGAAAACUGAAAGCUGUCAAUCAGAAAGAAUAGUCAGGAUUGUUUUCAAAAGAGGAGCAUUGACGGUCGGGCAGGCUUCCUUUUACCUACCUAAAAAUUACUUACACGUUUACUUUUGAUACAGAACGGCACUGUUAUUAUAUUCAUAUUUUUAGGCUUCCAACAAUAACCUAAUGACCCUGGGCAUUCCCUACUGCUUUUCUUAUCUCUAUAUAUUCAUAUCUUAUCUCUACAUUUAGUGUAGCAUGGCAAGACUAAUGGCCAAUAUGUUUUGGGUACUUAAUUUUAAAGCCUUUUCUUUAGCAAUAGGUUCUUGUUUGUUAGGAUUUUAUUACCUUUGAUGGGGAGUUUGACGUUUUGUAAUUAUUUUUGCUGUGCAAUGGUUUGCAAUGGUAUAUUUGUUUAUAUUGCUUUAUUUUGUAAAUAUUUUACAUUUUUCAUUAUCAACCCAUUCACUUUCAUUCAUAUAUCUAUCGAUAAGAGUUGUACUAUAUGUACCCCGAAAUGAUAAACACAACAUUUUUUAAAUAGUAGUUUAGAUGUUGUUUUGCUUCAAGUUUUAAACCGAAUUCAAUCCUUUUGAAUACCAAGGGGCUCAUUAACGGAACUCUCUUUCGAAUGUUAAGUAGCGUUUUCCCUUCUAAGACAUGAACCCCAAUUUUCACAACUUUGUGCCAAAUUUGGCUAGAACUCGUCAAAAACAAAAUUCCUAAAACAAAAAGGCUUAGUUUGUAAUUCUUUUUGUAUGAACAUCAAUCAUUGUUGUUCUUCUUUAAUUCACCCAUGUGUGAAUUUCAAAAUGACAAUAGCUUUUAUCAAGUUUUAUGCAGCCCUAAUAAACCCUGCUGAUAUAUGAUACACUUUUUAAGCUAAGCAUUAAAAUACACGACUCCAUUUAAGUUAAUAACAAACUAAAAAAAUUUUAUCUUGAAAUGAAUCCUGCUGGCCAGGAAUAUUUUUAUGUUUAUGUCACCCAUUAAAGGUAUAUAUUUCUUCCUUGCUAAUAAGAGUCUUUCUUGCAGGAACUUUUUAUUUUUAGAUUCUAAAAAUCCCUGACAGCUUUUUCGUAUUUUAUUCAAAUUCACCUUUCUACCCUUAAUCUUGGUAGAUCAAGGUAGAUCACCCAAAAUUAACAUGGUUCUGUGGAAAUUCUGCACCCAUUUAAUUAUGUUAAUAAUUUUUUCUCAUCUAAUACACCAAAGGUACUGUCAUCAUUUUUGUUAUAUUUUUGUUAUAUAUGCAAUGGUAUGUCGUAUUUAUUACAGCUUUUGUAAAUAUCCAAAUCUCCGAUAAAUUUUUACUUGUCAUUUAAAUCUAACGGCAGAAAAAUGUGCAUUGUCAUUCGAAGCACUGAGUAAAUAGGUACACUUUGAUCUAAACAUAUUGAUAAAUGUAUUUUCAAAUAUGAAUUGGUUCGAUUUUGCUUGAAUAUUAGAGUAUUUUGUUAAUUUAAUUGAGAUUUAUAUGAUUUAUGUGAUUUAAAUUUUCUUGUUUUAAAAGAUGAUAUGCAUGUACAGUACAUCCUACAUAUAUACCAUAUUCUACAUACAUAUACAAACACAUCAACAAUAAAUAUGUUCCAGUCAAUGGUAUCUGAUAUUUUGUGUUUUCUCUGUCCUCCAGUUAAGUGAAGCUUUUUUCAAGUGACUGACUGACUGCCAGCCAGCAUUAGAUUUUGUAUUAAUAUAUCUAAAGGUUGAUAAAUAAAUUAUAA
Molecule: messenger RNA, 12243 nt
Organism: Rhopilema esculentum
Lineage: Eukaryota; Metazoa; Cnidaria; Scyphozoa; Rhizostomeae; Rhizostomatidae
Biological process (GO): anatomical structure morphogenesis; regulation of transcription by RNA polymerase II; SMAD protein signal transduction
Cellular component (GO): heteromeric SMAD protein complex
Molecular function (GO): RNA polymerase II cis-regulatory region sequence-specific DNA binding; DNA-binding transcription factor activity, RNA polymerase II-specific; I-SMAD binding
Source: RefSeq, a predicted model, not a curated record